Portunus trituberculatus (swimming crab) is the source of this 6001-nucleotide messenger RNA. RefSeq names its product sodium-dependent phosphate transporter 1-B-like (gene NaPi-III). The transcript has 15 exons. NCBI's taxonomy places the organism in Eukaryota, Metazoa, Arthropoda, Malacostraca, Decapoda, Portunidae. The record is from RefSeq and is a predicted model, not a curated record. Gene Ontology annotation, molecular function: phosphate transmembrane transporter activity. Gene Ontology annotation, cellular component: membrane. The coding region runs from base 1033 to 2712 and encodes 559 amino acids. Gene Ontology annotation, biological process: phosphate ion transmembrane transport.
CGUCUAGCUAGCAGUGGCGAGGCUCAACCGGGCGGCGACCAUACCUGACGAAGAUUAGACCUACUAACCUGCCAUAUACCUGACACCCACGCCCCUACACCUCUUGGAACUCACCUGCACGGCCCUUGAGGUUGCGUUGCAGCUACUGCGAGAAUCUCUCUCCUACAUCCUCUCCUGGUCUGAGGUGGGCAGUGCUUUGUCUUGUCUCCAAAGGGCGUCACCCGCCACCCGUGCUCCUCACCGCCUCCAACACACACACACCUUCAAAAUGGCUUGCCGUGUUACCUCGACGAUGCAGAAAGACUACCAAGGUUGCUUAAUGUAGCGCUUGUUGAAAGGCUAGUCGCUACACACAGCACUAGUCACCGUUGCCCUCCACCCACACACACACACACACACAUACAUACACAUUCACUCUCCUUUGUGCCAAAUUACCUCACCGCUGUCCGGCUUUCCACAGCACCUCACAGUUACAUCCAGUCACCCGCACCACUCACCCACUGAGUUACAAGCAGAUAUCUGAGACUUAGUUCCUUACCCCCUGUUCAUCCCUCGCCUCACUUGAACCUUCGAGUGUCAGUUUCUUUGUGUUAUUUGAAGACUUUUCCUGCUGCUUCUCUCGAGGACCCGUGCCAGGCAGCCAGCGCCUCGCCCAGCCCAAGGAGGCUCUCCCCAACCUUCACCUCACAGUUCCUCCCCCAUCUACGGCUGGUCCCCGUCAGGAGCUCCUGCUGUUCCUGCUACCCUCGUCGCCCCUGCCCCGCCCACACCUUCCUGUGACAUACACCCAACUCUUAGACUCAACUCUUAGUCAUCCCACUCACUCACUCACUCACACUUUACUUCAUUCCAGUCUCCCCAAUCUCCCAGCUCCGUCGCAGCCCAUCUCGCGCACACAACCAAACACUCCUCCACUUGACUCACUAGCUUCCUCUAUUACAAGACUCUGUGAUUCAUUCCUUUCCUCACUCACUCCGUCACUCACCCACACCUAGUGAUUCUCCUUAGUCCGUCAACCCAAUUAUCUCCCUCAUGUCCCUCACCACACUCACCUCCGUGCCCCCUCCCCCCGUUUCCAUGGAGCCCUGGUCUCAGGAGCUCCUGCCCUUUGCCAUCGCUGGCUUCAUUGUGUCCUUCAUCCUCGCCUUCGGGGUUGGGGCCAAUGACGUGGCUAACUCCUUCGGAACCUCUGUGGGCUCAGGAGUCCUCACGCUCCGCAACGCCUGCAUCCUGGCCACGAUUUUCGAGGUCUUGGGUGCAGUGCUCAUAGGCUACAAGGUGUCUGACACGGUGCGGAAAGGAAUCUUGGAUGUCACGCUCUACAACGACUCCGAGAAGGAACUCAUGCUUGGCUCCCUGGCAGCUCUCGGUGGCAGCGCCAUAUGGAACCUGGUGGCGACCUUCUUCAAGCUUCCCAUCUCCGGCACCCACACCAUCGUGGGCGCCACCGUCGGCUUCUCUCUCUGUGCUCGAGGCUUCAGUGGAGUAAACUGGAUCACCUUUGGCAAGAUCGUGGCUUCCUGGUUCGUGUCCCCCGUGCUGUCCGGCAUGAUGUCUGGUGCUCUGUACAUGCUGUUCAACAACCUCAUCUUCAAGAAGGAGAAACCCCUGGAGCCCGGCCUCCGCGUCCUGCCCUUCAUCUACGGCAUCACCCUGCUCGUCAACGUCUUCUCUAUUGUGCAUGAUGGACCCACCAUCCUGAAGUUCAACCUCAUCCCUUGGUGGGGCGCUGUCAUCGUCGCUGUGGGCGUCGGCAUCAUCACAUCCCUCAUCGUGCAAGUAUUCGUGGUGCCUCGCAUGCGCAGGACGAUCAGAGCUCACCUCGCCAAGGAAGUAACCAAGCAGGAGAGCGAGGUCAAGUUUACUUUUGAUUCUGCUGAUAACUUUGAAAUGGUUGAACUUUUGUACAAUGAAGACAACUCCCGUUCACCCACACCACCAAGCAGGGAGCUGUCUGUCAUUGAGAAAGGAAUCACCCCAACCACCUACACCUUCAACAACUCCUCCGAGACCAACGGCUACAUUCCUGCUGAGACAAAGUCCAACAACCUCCUCACUGCCAACCUGGACAAUGGCUGCUCCUCACAGUCAUUUGGUGUGACCAACAACAGCAGCCAGGUGCCCCUUGUCAACUCCAGCCAGGUGAAGGUUGUCUCCAUGGAGAAGCUCACAGACAAGACUGAGGGCGACACCGACAGCUUGGAGAUCAAGACCCUGUUCUCCUUCCUUCAGAUCCUUACAGCCACCUUCGGAUCCUUCGCUCACGGCGGAAAUGACGUUAGCAAUGCCAUUGGGCCGCUCAUCGCCCUGUGGGCCAUCUACACUGAAGGCUCAGUCGCCCAGAGCACCCCUUCCCCGAUCUACCUCCUCUUGUACGGCGGGCUGGGUAUCUCUGUCGGCCUGUGGGUGUGGGGUCGCCGCGUCAUCAAGACCAUUGGAGAGGACCUCACCAAGGUCACCCCCUCCUCAGGCUUCACCAUUGAGAUUGGCUCUGCCUGCACAGUCCUGCUUGCCUCCAAAGUUGGUCUUCCAAUCUCCACCACACACUGCAAGGUGGGCUCCGUGGUCUUUGUGGGUUGGGCCAAGUCCUCCCGCCAAGGCGUCGACUGGAAACUCUUCAGGAACAUUGUCAUUGCCUGGGUUGUGACAGUACCACUGACUGCUGGCAUUUCGGCCCUCCUUAUGCUCAUCCUCAAGAUCGCCUUCCUUUAAGAACUUCCCCGCCCCAUCCUCCAUCACCGCCACCUGUUGCUGUGAUAGUUACUCGGCUAGAGGCCCACAUUCUCCCAGGAGUCUGACCUUCCCCUUGCCCACACUACUACUGAUGCCACUUUGGGACUGACUCCACAUCUCCCAGAGCCAAUGAGUAAGUAGCAGGAGGGCGAAGAUGACAACUACUGCAGUGAGAGGAGGGUCUCUGUGCUGCCCACCAUCAUGACCAAUCUUGGCCACCCAUCGCUGCCUCAGCUUCCUCUCAACACUCUGGCUUAGUUACACCUCAUCCUGGAGACUUGAAGAUGCUGGCAUAGCAGUAUAAAGGUGCUUUGAGUAAGUAGGCUUUCAACCGUCGUCUUGUGCAGUUGCAUGAUAGUCCUUGUUCACUCUGAGGAUAAGAGUGUAGCAGGCUAUUUGAUGUUCUUCACAUUACUAAGAGUAGUUAGCUGUUGGUCCUCAAUUUAGUUCCUAGAGUUUAUAGUACAGGAACUGACAGCCAGUCCCUAUAUCUGGCUCUCUUCCUGUUCAACCAACAGUAUUAUAUCAUGUACUCACCUAUUAACAACAUGCCAGUAGUCACCAUGAGAACCAAGGACCACAGACACUUUGAAAUUAUUAGCACCGAGGAGCUGAGGUGGCCACAACUUGCUGAUGGCAGAAGGGAGAACUUCUCUCAAAGUCCAAUUCAAUCUGAAAAGUCCCAGCACAACUUCAGUACACAGCAGUGCAUGUUCAGGCCUUGUACACACAAACACACAUGUAAGCAAUACACAGUCAUUAAUCAACAGGAUGUGAAUGGACUCUGGGACAGCAGGUUCCUCUUUCUGUCUAGGCCCAAACUUUACAUGCAUUCAUUUCAUUUUCAUAAUAAGGACAUCAAGGUUCUUUCAUUGACGUAAUUCGUAUCAUCUCAUCAUUCAUUAUCAUUUUGGAAUGGGAUUAUUUUAAGACACGAAGGAAGGAGAUAGAAAGCAAGGUUGUCUGUUAGGCAACUCUUGUGAAGUGCUUGCAAAUGAGCUAAAAGUGUUCACAUUUCUAUCAGAGCUUUGAUUAAGCUUUUAUAAACUCACCAAAACUAUUCUUUUGAAAAAAAAACUUUAUAUAUGCUUUAUAAAAAUUUGAAUUACAGCAUAAAAAACCGAAGUUCAUGUACAAUUAUUAUUAUUACUCAUUACAAAGAUAUAUAUCUUGACUAUUUAAAUUUUGUUAGCCAUCAAAAGCUGUGACCAGUUUUUAGUUCUACAUCAAUAAUUACAAGAAUUUGAAGGAGAGAAUGGUCUUUAUAAGACGAAUGUAUUGGUAAGCUGGCGUUAUAUAAUGGUUUAGAAAAGUGACACGUGAGAAGUCAGUUGAAGGGGUCAGGACAGAUGUUAUGGUAGGCAGUGAGAAGAAAACUUGAGUCAGGAAUUCUAGGGUUAGUGUUAGUUAAUUGGGUGGGAGGGAGGGGCAAGUUUUGAGAAUUCUUCAAAUACUAGUCGCAUUCUGAGAAAAAGUGAUAGGCGUCACAUUUCAUUUUAAAUAUAUUUGUAUAUUUUUCAUGUUUUAAAAAAUAUAGGACAUAAUUUUUAUACAAUGAUGAAGAAAUAUAUGAAGGGAGUGAAUGGUGUGUACUCGGUGGCUAGUGGGAUGCACGGCAGGGAGCUGCAUGGCACCACCCACUAAGUUAUGGCUCAAUUUCAGCAUAACAAACCAUGUGUCAUAACUCUGCCAGACACAGUGCAGAACUUUUAAAAUUGAUACUUUUCUUUGCAUCGUCGCUAAUAAGAAGGAAAGCCAAGCCAUGGUUAUAUUUAGCCGUCUCACUAAGCAUGGAUCUCCCUGCUGUAUCCAACUAGUCAUUCAGGUCUCAAGCAGAACUGAUGAUUCUAGGUCACUGAUGUUUAAUGAUUCUAGGUCACUGAUGUUCAAUGUGUAUGUAUUAUUUAUUUUACAUAUUGCAUUCAUUUUUUAUAGUAUGGAAUAAUAUUGGCGUAUUACUUUUCUAUAAGUUUGUGUCGUUUCAUUACGUUAGUCUAUAGCCGGCAGGGGGCCACCUACAGCUUUGUGAAAUCCUUCAGCAACAGCAGCACUUGACUGAUACUGACUAAAGAAUUUUCACUCCUGAGAGUACUAUAUGGUAAACAAUUAACAUCAAAUAUUGUUAGUCAGUCACUUGACUCAUGACUAGAGUCCUGAGCAUCAUUAUAAAGGACUCUAAACACCACCAAGCUGUAACAGACCUUAGUUCCUAAGGUGUACACUGAAUGGUGUAUGUGGUCCUUUGGAAUGAUGUUCUCAAUGAAUGGCACAGAAAAUAAAAUCAUAAUGAAGAUGAACACUGUUUGAAGCAAAAACAAUGUCAUUGCUUUCUAACACUACCAUGUAAUAUGUUUUGUGAAACACUGUUCAUUAAGACACUAUCCCACAAUGAUUUUUAACUGUGACUCACAAUUUUCAUCCUAAGAUGAAUCAUAUAAUAAAAGUGAAUUUAUCAACUGGUGCUGCUGCUGUUUUGAAAUAUGAGACCGUUUUCUCAAGAGAAAGUGAUGAGGCUCAGCUUUCAUUCAGUGCUAGGUGGUUCUCUCCUUCUCAAUGUAUUUACGGAGCAGGUCAAUGUGCCACUCCUGUUUAUCCUCACAGUAUUGUUUAGGUUAUAUUUGUCUUGUGUCCUUAAAUUAUUGAUUGACUUGCCUUGCUUCUUUAAACACUGAUGUGUCAAGUCAUAAUGAGAACCCAACAGCGAUAAGAUAGUGAUCUGUGUCACCACCACCAUCGUAUCUCUGAGGAUGACAGAAGCUACAAAGUCUUUGGGAUCAAAUCAUGUGGGUCCAUAGUUCUGAGUUAACAUGAAUGAAUGAUAUAACUGUAGCUUCUGUCCCUACAAGCAGUCCUGCUACAGCCUUUCAGACAUUUGCUGCACAUUGCUGGCAAUAAUGCCCUUGUGCUCAGCCAACAUCCUGUCCAGGGAAAAAUGUUCUUCAUCCCUUGUGUUGUUAAGUAAGAUCAAGUUCAUUCAAACAAGUCGUUAGAUGUUGGCCCACUGGAAAUAACAUAACAUCUUACUAUAUAUUCUCAAUGAAUAUUUUGUUUACACCAGUUGAUAAUGAUUCUUGCUGCAAUUUAAGUUAGCACAAAUUAUGUCAUCUGUAAACCAUAUAAAGCUGUUGCACUUCACUUCUGUAAGCUGUAAACCAAAUUCUCUAUAUCAUACUGAUGCUACCUUUUUUUUUUUUUAACGAGGAUAAUGAUAAUCACUGCUAACAAUCCACAGCAUUUGUACAGAAUUGAAUAAAAUAUUUUGUUUGUA